This is a messenger RNA of Vanderwaltozyma polyspora DSM 70294, 1464 nucleotides long. RefSeq names its product glycosyltransferase family 15 protein. Gene Ontology annotation, cellular component: membrane; Golgi apparatus. The coding region runs from base 1 to 1464 and encodes 487 amino acids. NCBI's taxonomy places the organism in Eukaryota, Fungi, Ascomycota, Saccharomycetes, Saccharomycetales, Saccharomycetaceae. The record is from RefSeq and is a predicted model, not a curated record. Gene Ontology annotation, biological process: protein O-linked glycosylation; cell wall mannoprotein biosynthetic process; protein N-linked glycosylation. The transcript has a single exon. Gene Ontology annotation, molecular function: alpha-1,2-mannosyltransferase activity.
AUGAUACUAAGAUUAAGCAAAAGGUUGAUCAGACUGUUCUUCUUCAUUAUAGGUUUCUCCGUCAUACUACUCUUUUCUCUACAUGAUGACAGCCAAAAGGUUUUGAAAAGCUAUCUGCCAAACUCUCUGGACAUAUCACAAUACGUAUUGCCAGUUUCUUCCAAUACUCAGAAAAAUAAACUUCAAGAACAAACAUCCCACACCAACUCUUCAAGUUCAAACCAUAACACAAACGCAAACUCUUUGCAAUACCUAAAACAUUUGGAAGAGUUACGUGCAAGCGAUCCAUUGUUCUACGAUGAACAAGAUAUGGAAUCCUUCUCAGAUGAAGAUUGGAUGAAAGAACAAGAAAGAUUGCAAAAAGAUGAGGAAAAUUUCGAACUCGCAAUGGAGAAUGCUUUGAAGAUUAAGGCAAAUGCAACUCAAAACUUGGGUAAAAACUCAACUCUGCGUUUCAUGGAACCUGUCUUCGUCAAUAGAGGUAGAAAACCAAAGGCUUGUUUCCUAUUCACUAUCAAUAAGCAUUCCAAAUUUCAAACAUUAGAAGAUAUCAUAACCUCCGUUGAACAAUUAGAAUCAAGAUUUAAUAAACAGUUCAAUUAUCCCUAUGUUUUCAUCAAUGAAACUCCAUUCACUUCUGAAGAAAAAUUGGCAAUUCAAAAUAUUGUCUCCUCAGAUGUCAACUUUGGUUUGAUACCUGAAUCCGCUCUGAACUACCCAGGUUGGAUCGACCAAAAUAAAGCUGCAACUGCAAGAUCAAGAUUAUACCAAUUAGAUAUGGGUUCCUCGGAAUCAUACAGAUUCAUCCAACGUUACUUAUCAGGUUUGAUUUGGAGACAUGAACUCCUAGAACCUUUCGACUGGUAUUGGAGAAUCGAACCAAACAUGAAAAUUAAUUGUGACAUGCAAUACGAUAUCUUUAGAUGGAUGCAAGAUACAGGUAAUAUAUUUGGUUUCACUUUAUCGAAAAAGGAACCAAUCGAAGCAAUGCCAACUAUUUGGGAUACUUUGAAGAGUUUCCAAAAACAAAACCCAGACUUCAUCGCUGACAAAAACUUUAGAUCAUGGGCUGAUAGAGAUAACGGGAAUAAGUAUAACACUUGUGAAUUCUUAUCUUCCUUCGAAGUAGCCUCUUUGGAAUUCUGGAGAUCUCCAGCUUUCAAGGCAUUAUUCGAUUAUCUAGAUCAUAAAGGCGGUUUCUUCUACGAAAGAUGGUCAGAAUCAGCAGUUCAUACUCUAGCAACUAUUUAUCUAUUGCCAAAGGAUAGAAUCCAUUUCUUCCCAGAAAUAGGUUACAGCUACGAUGGUAUGUACAAUUGUCCAUUAGAUGAUUUCAUUUGGAAAGAUAACAACUGUGUAUGUGACCAAGGUAAUGAUUUCACCUUUGCAAAGAACUCUUGUACCGGUAGAUAUUACGAGGGUAAAAGUAUUAAAAAACCAGAAGGUUGGCAUCAACGUGCAUAA